UUAUAAUUUUUACUCUUACACAAUUAUAGAUAUUUAGCAUAUAAAACGUGUUUCGGGAUGCGUAAUUUCCUCCUUAUUGCAAUAUUAACCGAACGGAGGAAGUAUAUUUUAAAGUUCAACGUUAUUUUUUAUUUUUUGUUUUCUUUCCAUAGAUACUCUAAAAUGGUUGAUGUUAAGGGUCAAGCUUGGUUUGGGAUCCUAUAUAAAUAUGUUCCUCCGCAUAUGGAAUCUACACAAACCAACAAGUUGAAUCAUGGAAGAAAGUGGUAGACUCAGUUCAUGGUAAAGGUGCCAUCAUCUUUUGUCAAUUGUGGCACGUUGGUCAGGUUUUUAAUCAAGGCAAAUGGAGUCCAGAGGCCAAAGGUGGCGAACCUGAAACAUUAUUAGAGGUUAUAGAACGUUAUCGAUGAGCAACUCUCAAUGCCAUUCGUGCUGGUUUUGAUGGAGUAGAGAUACAUGCGGCUGACGGAUACCUAAUCGACCAAUUUAUGAAUUUUACAUUGAAUGAUCAAUUCGAAAAGCCGAAUAAAUCAUCACUUGAAGGCAUAACCAAGUUUCUAAUGCAAGUGAUUCAAGCCGUUGUUGGUACCAUAGGAGCUGACAAAGGAGGAGUUAGAAUCUCACCUUCCAUUGACCGAUUUGAAGCCACUGAUUUCAACUCACUAGAUUUGGGUCUAGCCGUUGUUGAAGGGCUUAACAAACUACAAUUCGACUUGGGAUCAAAGCUCGCUUACCUCCAUACAACUCGACCUAGGUUAGCCCUAGGAGUUGCUAAGGAAAAAGCCGAGGGUGAUGCUCAAAACUCGAAAAAAUUGAGGGAUGCUUAUGAAGGGACUUUUAUGAGUAGUGGUGGCUAUACUAAGGAUCAAGGAAUGAAAGCUGUGGCUCAAGGGGAGGCUGAUUUGGUUGCUUACGGACGGUCUUAUUUAGCUAAUCCUGAUUUAGUCCAAAGGUUUAAGAUUAAUGCACCUUUGAAUGACUAUGUUAGGGCUACAUUUUAUACUCAUGAUCCUGUUUUGGGUUAUACCGAUUAUCCUAUCAUGGGCAAGGAAGCAAUCAAGGGUUACUAAAUUUAGCAAUGUUUAUAAGAGUCAAAAUGUCAAAUCCAUUCAAUCUAUCGUUUGUUAAAAUUACUUGUAAAGCAAUGGAAGUGUGUGUAACUGUUUUCAAUAAAAGAAGAAAGAUAUAUACCAAUAAAAAAAAAUUAAAAAAUAUAAUAAAAGAGGGAGUGAAUAGAAGCUAAGGUAUGUGACAACUUUGUUUUAUUUGAAAUUUUUGUAAUAUACUACGUAAUAGUCUUCAUGUAUAAUUUAAAAUUUCCUGAUAAUCCUCUAUCUUAUUUUGAUGUAUCUAUUUGUUAUUUCACACUUGUUCAUGUACGAGUAUUAAUUAUCAAU
Chenopodium quinoa (quinoa) is the source of this 1397-nucleotide messenger RNA. RefSeq names its product 12-oxophytodienoate reductase 3-like. The transcript has 3 exons. Gene Ontology annotation, cellular component: peroxisome. Gene Ontology annotation, molecular function: oxidoreductase activity; FMN binding. Bases 489 to 1070 code for a protein of 193 amino acids. Gene Ontology annotation, biological process: jasmonic acid biosynthetic process; oxylipin biosynthetic process. NCBI's taxonomy places the organism in Eukaryota, Viridiplantae, Streptophyta, Magnoliopsida, Caryophyllales, Amaranthaceae. The record is from RefSeq and is a predicted model, not a curated record.